UAGGGUGUCUAGGGUGUCUAGGACAGGGCAGGGUAGGGUAGGUGGUUCGGGUGGGCUCCCGACCGAUCUUGUUGAUGGCGUUGGUUGAUGGGGUGCUUGGCUAACUGGCUUAACUAAUGGGCAUGGGCAUAUGUGAGAGAGAGAGAGAGAGAGAGAGAGAGAGAGAGAGAAAGUGUGUGGGUGUGAGAGGGUGGGUGAGACGACGCACGCACGUCAUGCACGCCUCGCUCUUGCUCGCGCCCUUACUGUUCUGCCUGUUUCGUUACCUGCUUUACCACGUACUUACGUGCUUGCUGGGGGAGGGCAGAGACACGAGGCAAGCAAGCAAGCAGGCACGAACUACCGAGUUCGCAGCGAGGGGCGCGGUGCGUGCGGGUUUGAGUGGGUACGUUUUGCAAGUGGGUUGUGGGUUGUGGGUGAGCAGGUUUGUGUGUACCUAGGCACAGUGUGUGAGAUGGGAUGGGACGAAGUACCGAGACAGUGGACGGACGGACGGGGGACGGGUGGUGCGCAAAAGGUGGGUGGGCAAGCGGGCGGAAGGGCGAAUCGCGUAAGGGUGCGCGAGGGGCGGGCGGGCGUAGCUGUCCUGUA
This is a messenger RNA of Aplosporella prunicola CBS 121167, 591 nucleotides long. RefSeq lists its product as uncharacterized. Bases 117 to 440 code for a protein of 107 amino acids. NCBI's taxonomy places the organism in Eukaryota, Fungi, Ascomycota, Dothideomycetes, Botryosphaeriales, Aplosporellaceae. The record is from RefSeq and is a predicted model, not a curated record. The transcript has a single exon.